This is a messenger RNA of Arabis nemorensis, 429 nucleotides long. Lineage: Eukaryota; Viridiplantae; Streptophyta; Magnoliopsida; Brassicales; Brassicaceae. The record is from the annotation of a GenBank genome assembly.
AUGAUGAACACAAAGAAGCUAAUCAAGAUGGCCAAGAAAUGGCAACAAAGAGCAGCCUUGAGCAGGAAAAGAAUCUCAUUUCAAAGAUCGAGUACUACUACUAGCAGCUCAAAUGCUGUAGAAAAGGGAUGUUUUGUGGUUUACACGGCAGAUAAAACACGCUUUGCUUUUCCAAUAAGUUACCUGAACAACUCUGUCUUCCAAGAACUCUUGAAGAUCUCUGAAGAAGAAUUUGGCCUCUCCACGGAAGGACCAAUCACGUUGCCAUUCGAUUCGGUUUUCUUGGAGUAUCUAAUCAAACUAAUCCAACGACGCAUGGAUGGAGAUACGGAAAAAGCUCUGUUAAUGUCAAUCUCUAGUGCUAGAUCUUCUUCACAGUGCUCUUUGCAAGCACAAGAACAGAACACUCAGCAACUAUUUGUAUUUUAG